GCCUGCAAGACUAAUUCCAGGGCGAAGUGAGUGUUUACGUUGAAGCUGCUUCUCCCAGCGCGCGCCUCUCAUUGAACCGUUAAUCCCAGCGUUUCUCCUCCGUCGCUCUGAAUUGUUAUGGACAGCGAAGGUGCUUCGAUGACAGAGUCCAAAAGAAGAGAGCGCCAGUCCGGUCCAGGCCGUUACAAUUCACACGAUGUUGAAGCUCUGGAGGACUCGGACUCAGGCAUCGGCCUGUGCGGCUGGCUGCUGGUUGGAUUCUCCCUCCUGCUGAUGCUGGUCACUCUGCCCAUCUCCAUAUGGAUGUGCAUUAAGAUAGUGAAGGAGUACGAACGAGCCAUCAUCUUCCGCCUUGGGCGCAUCCUGAAAGGAGGAGCCAAGGGACCGGGUUUGUUCUUCAUCUUACCAUGUACUGACAACUUCAUCAACGUCGACAUGCGAACCAUCACCUUCGACAUCCCGCCGCAAGAGGUUCUGACCAAAGACUCUGUGACGGUGAGCGUUGACGGCGUGGUGUACUACCGGGUCCAGAACGCCACCCUGGCUGUGGCCAACAUCACCAACGCGGACUCUGCCACGCGGCUGCUGGCCCAGACCACCCUGAGGAACGUCCUGGGCACCAAGAACCUGGCGGAGAUCCUGUCCGACCGCGAGGAGAUCGCUCACAACAUGCAGUCGACUCUGGACGACGCCACAGACGACUGGGGGAUCAAGGUGGAGCGCGUGGAGAUCAAGGACGUGAAACUGCCUCUGCAGCUCCAGAGAGCCAUGGCGGCCGAGGCGGAGGCGAGCCGCGAGGCCAGAGCCAAGGUGAUUGCGGCUGAGGGCGAGAUGAAUGCGUCGCGGGCCCUGAAGGAGGCGUCCCUGGUGAUCUCUGAGUCCCCAUCGGCUCUGCAGCUGCGCUACCUGCAGACCCUCAACACGAUCGCCGCCGAGAAGAACUCCACCAUCAUCUUCCCGCUGCCGCUGGAAAUGAUGCAGAGCCUGAUGAAUCGCUGAGGAAGAACGCCGCCCACACACACACACACACACACACACACACAUGUUUGCGUGGCUAUUUUUGUGGGGACUUUCCAUUGACUUCCAUUCAUUUCUACAGCCUAAACUUUACCUUUACCCUUUUCCCAACCCUAAUCAUCACAUACCUAACCCUAAUCCUAACCAAAACUCAAUUCACACCUUAGUCUUAACUCUGACCCAAAAACAGGGUUUCCCCUUGUGGGGACCAGGCUCCGGUACCCACAAGGAGCAAUUAGUCCCCACAAGUAUGUGUCAGGAAAAUCGUCCCCACAAGGUAUUACAAACACGCGCGCACACACACACACACACACACACACACACACACACACACACACACACUCCCAGUCUGUCCUGACAUUGUAACACGACUGUUUCUUCGCUGUCAGAUCUCUCUUGCCAACAUCAACAGUAACUCUGAAGAAUCUGAAUUAAUGUGAGCUACAGCAACAUUUAAUUUCCCUUUGGGAUCAAUAAAGUAAUUUCCAACGCCGCCGUGACAGCGUUUCACCACACGAGUCACAUGACUAUUAAAUUCAGUACUUUAACUUUGAAAGGUCCAGAGUUCCCAGUAGAGAAAGCGCCACGUUAACUGGUGUUAAAAAAACUAACUGGUGAUUCUUUGAUUCGUCGCUUUCAGUGCCUUGCAAAACUAUUCACACCUCCUCAUCCUCAUCUGUUCCUCACAUCCACAAAACCUCAGUGUUUCAUUAGGAUUUAAUUAAACACACUGUAAAAACACAAAAUAUUACCAAGUAUCUUUGGUUUAGUUUCUACAGUAAAUAAUUUAUUACUUUAUUAAUUAAUUUAUUAAAUAAAUAAAUUGUUGUUUAGCUUCAUCCAUUAACUCUGACCAGCUGUAGAAAAUGACCCCGCAGCAUGAUGCUGCCACCACCGUCUGCUUACAGAUUACUCCAUAAGCUAACUGACUACUGGAAAACGUAACUAAUGGAUUUGGGAAUGGAUUCAAUUUAUGGGAGAUAAAUGCCACACUUAACUUUAUUAUUAUCCAUUUAUCAGUGAAACGUUUCCAGUCUUCAGGCUGGGUUCGGACGCUUGUACAUAGAUACUAAAAGCUUUCUAUCAACCCAGAGUACCUGAAGUAUUUAUACUCACUUAUAGACUAGAAAUUCGUAAAAGCCAUUAAAACCCAGCGUGUAACAGUUCAUAGGUCACUGGUGCCUUUCAUUUGAUCUAACCUUCAGUUUUCUUACUUUUUACAAAAACAGGGCCUACAAACCUUUCAGCCAGAAGCCUUAACUCACUGCCAACCUCACCUGUUGUUUUUGUCUGCUGGGGGGAAUUUAUUUAUAUUUUCAAUGUAAACACGUGUUUAACUUUUAUAUUAACCUGUGACGUACAAAAUGCAUCCCUGUUUGCUCGACUGUUGGUAGUUUAUGCAUCCCGUAGGUUUAGCUGUUAUUUAACACACAGAUCAGCCGUUGCAUUAUGACCGCCUUCCUAAAGUAGCAGCUCCCAUUUUUCACCAGGAUGCUUUAGUGGAUUGAUAAAACAUCCAUCUGCACUGAAAUGGUUUUCCUUUCAUUUGGUGUGAAUCCUGGGGGAGGUUGGCCACGCCCACCAAAUGUUGCCGGAUUAGAAUCAAUCAUGACGAGUUUGGUGCCAAACGAAUGGCAACGGUGUGACAUCUGACUUUGCCUUGCUGCCAUGGCAACGCUCUCCAGUGAAAACUAUUUGAGCUUUAAAGCCAAGGAGACCAACUUGUUAUCUGUCCUCUGACACAAGAUCAUGUUGAUUAGAGAAAGAGGGUUGGAGAUUAAGCUUUCCCAGAAAAAUGGUGACUUCCUGUUGUGAGGGGGGCGGGGAUCGGAUGAUGCAGCGUUUGACCACAUCAGAUUAUUGGACAACUGAGGCGGAUCGUUCUUACUAACUUUGGUGUAAUGGAGUCUAUGUAAAAGUUAAAGCGUGUCGGAAUGUUUGGCGAGAAGGCCAGCUUUGAGCUGUGGCCCUGCCCCUCUGACGCUCACAAAACCCAAACUUUUGAUAACUUUAAUCCCCAAAUCCUUCAGGACAAAUUGACCAAGAAGGAAGCCAAUACCUCCAAAUCCCUAGGAGGACUUUGAUAAAGUUUAACAUUUAUGGAAAGUCAGAAAUGACACUUUGAUCCAAAAUGGCCGACUUCCUGUUUGGUAUAGGACAUACCUUUUGGGUGGUUCUACCUAUAAAGCAAGUCUCAUCUCUCUAUAAUUUACCAGUUGGCCAAUCUAAGGUUAGGGGGCGCUGAAGAGUCGUUUGGUCACGCCCAUUUUAAACUCCAUUAAAGUACUACAAUUUCAGUCAGUGACAAAUUUAGGUAAAAUUUAUUAUGUUUAGACUUCUAAGAUCUUUUUUUGUGUCGAGAGUUGUAAUAAGAAAAAUCUGAAUUACAAUGGCACUUUCAAAAAUUUGAGUCUGGAGCCUUUUUCACUUCCAACCGUCAGUGGUCAUAAUGUUCUGCCUGAUCAGUGUGUGCUGUUGUAGCACUGUGGAAAGUAUCUGUUACAUUUUACUGCUGCAUGUUGUUACUGUUGACAACUGGAGGACUGUUUCUUUUUUACUGAGUCAAGAAGAAGAAAAGCCUUCAACCUGGGCUCUUCUGCCCCCUGCUGGUCAACGCCGCACUGUUCUCUGUCGUAGUAUACUUUAAUUUUAUAUUUUCAUUCUUGCUCAUCAGUUUUUACAUGUCUACUGUUGGAAAAAACAACAUAAAUUUAAAGCAUUUGCCAAAACGCCUUUACACAACACCAGAUUUGAGGUUGUGUUCAAGGUUUAUGCUUGCAUUUUAUUUUUUUACCUUCAUGUUUGCUAUGAUUUUAAAUAUGAAACAUAUACAUGACUACUUUAAAUAAAGAUGUAAUCAACAGA
Messenger RNA from Poecilia reticulata (guppy), 3882 nucleotides. Its product is annotated as stomatin-like. The record is from RefSeq and is a predicted model, not a curated record. Gene Ontology annotation, cellular component: plasma membrane. NCBI's taxonomy places the organism in Eukaryota, Metazoa, Chordata, Actinopteri, Cyprinodontiformes, Poeciliidae.